Messenger RNA from Acromyrmex echinatior (Panamanian leafcutter ant), 567 nucleotides. RefSeq names its product endocuticle structural glycoprotein SgAbd-1. Gene Ontology annotation, molecular function: structural constituent of chitin-based larval cuticle. The record is from RefSeq and is a predicted model, not a curated record. Gene Ontology annotation, cellular component: chitin-based extracellular matrix. Lineage: Eukaryota; Metazoa; Arthropoda; Insecta; Hymenoptera; Formicidae.
AUCUCAUCACGUUCCUCCAUUGGAUCCACAGAUUCGAGCCAUCCGAUAAAAUGAAAUUCCUCAUUGUGACUCUGGCUCUGGUCGCCAUCGCUUUGGCACAACAGCAGUACCCGCACUCGCCUGUACAAUCGGUAGCCGCGAUUCUGAAGCAAGCGCAGGAUAUCUCGCCGGAAGGAUCUUACAAUUACGCCUAUGAAACCGAGAACGGAAUCGCCGUUUCUGAGCAGGGCUCGCCACAACCCGUUGGACCUAAGGGCGAUCCUGCGGUCGUCGCCCAAGGUCAAUUUCAGUAUACCGCUCCUGACGGUACCCCCAUUGCCCUCCAGUACACGGCCGACGAGAACGGUUUCCACCCGCAGGGUACCCACUUGCCGAUCGCUCCACAAGUACCCGAGCAGAUCCAAAAAGCCAUCGCAUAUGUUUUAGCUCACCCACAGCCCGAGAACCAGCAAUAAAUAAUCAGUGACAUUUAGUAACAUCUUCGGACAAAAUGCUUAUCUUUUGUGCCACGCGAAUCAUAGACACAAAGUGUUUUGUUAAUAUAUAAAUACAAAUAUUCUUCAAAAA